AUGCAAACUGCUAGGAACCCAUCCUCCCUUCUCACGCUCCUCCUGAUCCUGAUCGCCCUGGUCUUCUGUGCCACGCCCAGUGCGGCAGUUUCGUGGGCUGCCAGCGAGAACGACGACCACUUCUCUACUCCCCACCGCCGUCCCGGUUUCUUUCCUCGGUUGGCAUGGCUUCGGGAUACUGCGAUACAAUACUGGUGGCAUCGGGCGCCAGCGGCGACCAGGGCUGAGACCAGAAAGUCGACCCCGUCCCUGUCGCAUCCAUCCAACUCUCCCCUCCCAGCAGCCCUGCUGGCAAGAUACGGAGGAGAUGUGGUCCUCCGAUUCAAUCUGAGUACGGCAGCCGACGGGGGAGCUUUGGCAGAGGCGGCCGACACACUGCUCUUGGAUGUAUGGGAAUUCAAUAGCGACUGGGCGGAUAUUCGCCUGAGAGAAGACGAUAUCCCAUCACUACUUGGAUUACUUCCGGGCUCGUUGCACAAUGCAUACUCGAAUUUGAUGCCAAACCUAACAGAGAGCAUCUAUCAUACCUAUCCGUCCUUGGCUUUCGCAGAGCCCGCCGCUGCGGCUACAGAACGUUCAUUCACACCAAAGGCAAAGCUGUCGGGUAGUGGUGAUAAUAUCUUUUUUCAGAACUAUCAGCCAUACUCGGUCAUCGUCCCUUGGAUGGAGCUCAUGGCCUCGAUGUUCACAACCCAUGUGCGGAUGAUCAGUAUUGGGACAACCUACGAAGGCCGGGAGAUCCAGGCGCUCCGAAUUGGCGUGUCACCCAACCUGGGACAAAAAGGCGACGGUAAGCCAAGGCAAACGAUUAUCAUUUCCGGGGGCUUCCACGCUCGAGAAUGGGUAUCGGUGAGUACGGCGACUUACAUUGCAUGGUCACUCAUCACCUCAUAUGGGAAGUCUCCGGCAAUCACAAAGCUCCUGCAAGCGUUUGAUUUCGUUCUCAUUCCGACCGCGAACCCCGAUGGAUAUGUCUACACCUGGGAGACUGACCGUCUAUGGAGGAAGAACCGACAACAGACCAGUGGGCGCUUCUGUCGAGGGCUUGACCUGGAUCGUACCUUUGGGUUUCAAUGGAAUGGGGAUACCUACCAUAACAACCCGUGCUCAGAAAGUUAUUCCGGCGAUGAACCAUUUCAAGCCGUCGAAUCUCAUCGACUGGCACAGUGGGCCAAGAAUGAGACUGAAAGCAACGGGGUCAAAUUUGUCGGAUUUCUGGAUCUCCACUCGUACUCGCAGCAGGUCUUAUAUCCUUACUCAUACUCGUGUUCAGCCGAUCCGCCAAGCUUAGAGAACCUGGAGGAACUGGGCAUGGGGCUCGCCAAAGCCAUCAGAAUCUCGAGCGGUGCGCUGUACAGUGUUGCAUCCGCCUGCGAAGGGGCAUUCAUCUCCGGGAAGGGUAAAAGCCCAGUCGAGACCAAGCGCAUGGAGAAUGGCGGUGGAUCAGCGAUAGACUGGUUCUACCACGAGAUGCGGGUCCGGUACAGCUACCAAAUCAAACUGCGUGAUACUGGGAGCUAUGGGUUCCUGCUACCAUGCGAAAAUAUUGUACCGACGGGAGAGGAGGCAUUCAACGCCGUGAAGUACUUUGGAGAUUUCCUGCUCGGAAAUAAAGGCAUUGAAUCUUCGCUCUUCCCCGACACGUAUCGAGCGAUGGCGGAUCUGGACGAGAAUGCUGGAGUCGAGCCAGAAUCUAAUAAUAUUGGAUCUGAAGCCGAGAUGGAAAACGAUUCAGAAGAGUAUAGCAUUUGGGAGCUGAGGAGAAAGCUCAGGCGAUAG
Messenger RNA from Drepanopeziza brunnea f. sp. 'multigermtubi' MB_m1, 1779 nucleotides. RefSeq lists its product as uncharacterized. The record is from RefSeq and is a predicted model, not a curated record. NCBI's taxonomy places the organism in Eukaryota, Fungi, Ascomycota, Leotiomycetes, Helotiales, Drepanopezizaceae. Gene Ontology annotation, biological process: proteolysis. Gene Ontology annotation, molecular function: zinc ion binding; metallocarboxypeptidase activity.